This is a messenger RNA of Selaginella moellendorffii, 1357 nucleotides long. RefSeq names its product GTPase ERA1, chloroplastic. The record is from RefSeq and is a predicted model, not a curated record. The transcript is spliced from 9 exons. Gene Ontology annotation, molecular function: rRNA binding; GTP binding; ribosomal small subunit binding. NCBI's taxonomy places the organism in Eukaryota, Viridiplantae, Streptophyta, Lycopodiopsida, Selaginellales, Selaginellaceae. Gene Ontology annotation, biological process: ribosomal small subunit assembly. Bases 25 to 1239 code for a protein of 404 amino acids.
AAGAUUUAGGGUUCUAGCUGAGCGAUGCUCGCUGCUGAGGCGUUCGCGAGCGAUGGAUGGCGAUUUCCUCACAGGGAGUGUGGAUUUCCGCGCAGCAGGCGGAGGAUUUACUGCGUCGCGGUGAGGGCCGCCGUGAGGGAGGAGGAUGAUCAAGAGAAGCCGCAGGAGAAGACGAUAUUUGUUUUGUCCGAGAAGCCCAAUCGAAGAGCUGCGGUGGAGGAGGUCGUGAAGCGGGCUAAUCGCGAGAGUCUUGCGGAUGAGAUUAUCCACCAGGAGGAGGAUGGGGAGAAUGUCGCGCACGACGGCAUGAAAGUCGCGGCCGAUCAUCGCAGUGGAUAUGUUGCGCUCAUAGGAAAACCGAAUGUGGGAAAGAGCACCCUUCUCAAUGGUAUCAUUGGACAAAAGCUUUCCAUUGUCACAGCAAAGCCGCAAACAACACGCCAUCGAAUUCUGGGAAUUUGCUCUGGUCCCAACUAUCAAAUGAUACUGUAUGAUACGCCUGGAGUGAUCACAAAACAAAUGCACAAGCUCGACGAAUUGAUGAUGAAAAGUGUGCGAAGCGCCACUAUCAAUUCCGAUUGCCUCCUCCUGAUCGCGGAUAUUUGCCAUCCUCCUGAGCAAGUUCUUGGGACUCUGGAUGAAGGUGCUGUCAAUCUCAUAAAAUCCAAGCCAACGCUCCUGGUGCUCAACAAGAAAGACAAAGUGAAGCAAAGCGAGAUACAAAAGAAGCAAGAGUGGUAUGAGAAGAACAGCGGGAUGGACGAGGUCAUACCAGUGAGCGCCAAGUUUGGGCUUGGAAUCGAAGAAGUGAAGCAGUGGCUGGUUUCCAAGCUUCCACUCGGCCCCGCAUACUAUCCACGGGAUAUUGUGAGCGAGCAUCAAGAACGAUUCUUUGUCUCGGAGAUCUUCCGCGAGAAGAUCUUUCAACUAUAUCGGGAGGAGAUCCCAUACUGUUCUCAGGUCAAUGUAGUGCGCUACGUCGAAAGGGAAGCACCCGCAAAGGACUUUAUAGAGAUCGAGAUUUUAGUCGAGAAAGAGUCGCAGAAGGCAAUUUUGCUGGGGAAGGAAGGAAAGGCUUUAAAAACUCUGGCUACUGCUGCUCGUCUGGACAUCGAGGAUUUUGUUGAUAGGAAAUGCUACUUGGAGAUCAAAGUUAAAGUGAAGGAAGAUUGGAGAAAGAACGAGGAGCUUUUGGAGCAUUUUGGUUACUCUGGAAAAAUUGCUAGUGCUUCAUUAUAAUCCUGGUUUAAGUUGAGUAUAUCCAUUUAGAGUUUCAUUUUCUUUAUUAUGUUUAUUAUUAUUAGUAUUAGCCCGAAACUAAAUCCAAUCUGAUAAAAACUAAAGUCAAGAGAGGCAA